AUGGGCCGCCACACUCUCGAAUACCCCAAAACCAGCGCCAACACCGUCCGCCGCCACAACGAGCGCGCCAGCUACGCCCUCGAAACCAUCCACCGCCUCAUCAACGCCUCGCCCAUCAUCGACGUCGCCUUCAACACUCCCGAUUCGCCCUUCCCUGCCGUCCUGCCCAUGAUCGGCCAGAUGGGCUCCUUUGACCGUCCCAGCGCCGACAUUGGCGACCCCUUGGACCUGUACAUCCACGGCUACGUCUCCGCGCGCAUGUUCAACGUCACAAAGGCCGCCACCACAGAGGAUCAAGAGGAAGAGGAAAAGGGCCUGCCCGUGACAAUCUCCGCCUCGCACGUGGAUGCCCUCAUCCUCGCUACUUCGGGCUUCAACCACUCGUACAAUUACCGCUCCGUCGUGCUCUUUGGCUACGCCACUCUCGUCGAGGACGACGAGGAGAAGAAGUACGCUCUGGAAGUCAUCACCAACGGCAUCGUUCCUGAGCGCUGGCAGAAAACCCGCCAGCCCCCCACCAAGGCUGAGAUGACGAGCACCAGCGUCCUCAAAGUGAGAAUCGCCUCGGGAAGCGCAAAGAUCCGGGAUGGCGGCGUCAUGGACGACAAGCACGAUUUGCAGAAUGAGGAGGCGCAGAAUUCGGUGUGGACGGGUGUUUUGCCCAUCUACUCCAGUGUUGGAGAGCCGAUUCCCACGUCAUAUAACAAGGUGGAGAUCCCAUCGAACGUUUCUGACUUUAUCAAGGAUUAUAACAAGGAGAAUAAGGAGUAUGCUCUUGAGGCUGCAAAGAAAUAG
Trichoderma atroviride IMI 206040 is the source of this 795-nucleotide messenger RNA. RefSeq lists its product as uncharacterized. Lineage: Eukaryota; Fungi; Ascomycota; Sordariomycetes; Hypocreales; Hypocreaceae. The record is from RefSeq and is a predicted model, not a curated record.